AUGUUAUUAGCUGAUAGUUUAAGAUUCCUUGGUUAAUCUAAUGAAGCAAUCAUUUGGACAGAUAAAGCAUUGAAAGUAGAUCUAAGGCUUUGUCCUUAAUUAUUUACUAAAUGUAUGAUGAUAUCUAAAUGCAUUAGCUGAAGAUUAAAAUAAUUUAUAAUAAAAUUGCCUGGUCAAAAUAAUGAAGCAAUCAUUUGGGCAGAUAUUAUGAGUAGAUCCAAAGUAUUUCCUUCAUUAUAUACUAAAGGUAUCUGAUAUUUAUUUAUAAGAAGGUGACUCAUUAAAAAGAUUGGGAAAAGUAUACAGAAGCCUUAGAAGUGAUUGAGCAAUGUCUAAAAAUAAAUCCAAAUCAUUUUGAUUUAUUAGGAGGAAAAGGUCGAUUCUACUUACUUUUAAAUUUAUAGGCUAUUGUUUACAAAAUUAGAAUCAAUUUGAAAAGGCCAUGCUAUUUUACAACAAAGCUAGAGUGAUUAAUUCUAAUGAUUUAUGUACUAUAAAUAGAAAAAGUAUUUUAUUCCUAAUAAUACUAAUCAGAUGA
Messenger RNA from Paramecium octaurelia, 538 nucleotides. The record is from the annotation of a GenBank genome assembly. NCBI's taxonomy places the organism in Eukaryota, Ciliophora, Oligohymenophorea, Peniculida, Parameciidae.